UCAACCGGGAUGGAGUCUUGUUCUUCCCCCAGGGUAGUCGCCAAGGGAAAUAACGACACCAAAAUUCCGUCGAUCAUGCAGCAUCUUCCACUUAAAGUGACCGAGGUGUCCAAAGAAACCAUCAAGAACUUUGCCCACACCAAGAGAGUGGGGAAUUAUUUGCUGGGUCGAACUCUGGGAGAAGGGUCGUUCGCCAAAGUCAAGGAAGGACUUCACGUUCUUACUGGAGAAAAGGUUGCCAUUAAGGUUGUGGACAAAAAACGGGCCAAAGAGGACAGCUAUGUCCGUAAAAACAUGCGACGGGAAGGUAAACUGCUGCAGAUGGUGCACCAUCCGAACAUCAUCCGUUUGUACGAGAUCAUGGAGACCGAAAAUAGCUACUACCUGGUUACUGAGCUGUGCAGAGGCGGAGACUUCAUGGAGUAUAUUUGUCAAAAGAAACGCCUGAACGAGAAAGAGGUGAAGAAAUACAUCCGCCAGAUCAUAUCCGCUGUGGACUACUUACAUCGCUUGGGAAUUCUUCAUAGAGAUCUGAAGGUCGAAAACCUGCUUUUGGAUGAAAAUGGAGACAUUAAACUUAUUGAUUUUGGUCUUAGCAAUAGCAUACGAGGCUCUACCAUGAGAGAGGGACAAAGAAUGCAAGAGUUUUGUGUCACCCAGUGUGGAAGCCCAGCGUACGCUGCGCCAGAAUUGCUUGGGCAUAAGCACUAUGGGACAAAAGUGGAUGCAUGGAGCAUAGGUGUGAAUAUGUACGCUAUGCUGACUGGUAGCUUGCCUUUCACCGUGGAACCUUUCAACAUAAAAACUCUCCACAAUAAAAUGCUGACCGGACAGAUGAACCCUGUGCCAGACUACCUUACAAGAGAAUGCCGUGAUCUGCUGAGGAAAUUCCUCACUCCCGACCCGGAGAAAAGAUUGUCACUGGGAGAUGCGAUGAAGCACCCGUGGGUUUCUGAAGGUAAAAACAGGCCCCUGGAACCCAUUCCUUGUCCAAACAGAAUCCGCUCGGAAGAAAUCUGUGACGACAUCCUGCAUCACAUGUCGGAUUUCCAUGGAUAUCGCAUAAGUGACGUCAUGAGGCACGUCACAAGCAACAUGCCCGGACCUCAAACAGCAAUGUACCACUUGUUUAAACACAGACUCGACAAGUACAAAGCCCUUCAAAGAGUUCGUGGCAAGGUACCAGCCAAUGAGGUCAGAAAUAAAGAAAACAGGAUGUCACUUUUGUUAAAGAAACCAGCGAAUGUUGUGGCUGGACAGGCACAGACGGCAAUCGCAGGACCAGUAACUCCUGGAAGUCUACAAAAGGUUAGAAACAGACGUCCAGGCAGAAUACAUAUGGUCAAGGAAGAUACGUUAGAACCGAAAAUAAUAGAGCUGAAAAUCUCGACUGGAGUAUCACUCGAUGUGCAGGAGAGCCCGAGGAACAUACCUCAGAUGAGAACCGCAAUAAAAGUGAGGAAACGAGAGUCAAAAAUGGAGCAAGGAAAAACAAAGGAGCAGGAGAAGCACCUGGUAGAGAAGGACAUCGUUCUCAUUGAUAUGUCUCCUGGAGACCCUGUCAAAAAUAUCCAUGAAGAGAUCAAGAACAAAGACUCCAGUUCUAGCCAUGAGCCUUCGCCACGAACGGUGAGUGAUGAGAGCAAGCAGGUAACUACGCCUGUGUCUGGCAUGAAUAAGGCAAAUCCACCUACUCCGCAUGUCAUCGGCACCAAGUACACAGGGACAAUUUUAUCGGAGCUUCUACCCAAACAGGCCCACUUACGCCAGCGUUUGUACAAGCAUGUUACUCACCACCAAGCUCUCCGUGAAUUCCGAAAAACAGUAGACCGCAACAACAACAACCUGAGCAGUGGAACGACAAUGUAUGCCAAGCAGCGGAAAGUAUCUGUGAUAAACACAGCGAGAAAGUUGGGGAAAACGGGACCGCCAGAGUCGUCUCAGUCUCCAAUUACUCUAAAACCUGAAGACAAAGAGGUUUCUGUUGGACAAUAAGCAAAAUAAAGAUAAUUCGUUGUUACAAAGUCCAUGCCAACAACAUAUCAGUACCCUUAAGUCUAUUUCGCCAAGCAAGUCUUCAACUGUUCAAUCACCGGCCCCUUUCUCGCCUCGGAGAAAGCAUGGAAUGGUGGAUCUCCGAUUGAUCCAUGGUGAAAAGCUCGUUAACACUCCGUAUUCCCGAGUUCACAUCAGCAAAAGUGCGGGGCUUCCAAGCGCCAGAGGCAGGUUGUCUAGAGACAUUUACGACCCAAAGGAAAUUCUUCUUGAAAAGUGUGGGGGUAUCGUAACGAAAAGCAAAACAAAGCCGCCACCUAGUUCACCAUCGAGAGAGACACAGCCUUGUGUUAAGCAAGCUACGUUAGAGAUGGUAUCACUUCGCCUAUCUCUCCUCGUUCGUCAACCGAUUCCAAGAACUCUAGAAGCGCAACGGAUCACUCGGACAAAUCCACGUCAACAAAAAGUUCCAAUGUUACCUUGCCUUCCAUAGCAAUAUCACCAACGAUGAUGAGGACAAACUAAUGCUAUGGAACUUCAUUGCUUGUGAACUUUGCAGCUUGUGCCAAAUUAAUAAUUUAUAUAUUUAUUUGACCUGAUUUGAUUGUUGUUUAGCGCCACGUAUAAAGAAUGUCUCACUCAUAAAAAAUAUCUAUGAUGUAUAUAAACCUAAUACAAUCCUGCGUGAUAUUACUUGACGAAUUGUAGGCCUAUAUGACUUAAAAUGUGCAUAGAUAGUUUGUAAUUGUUUUCUUCUUUGCAACAAUUGCAAAACUAUUCAAUGCAGCUAAACAGCCAUGUCAUGCGUUAUUAUUUGCAUGUCAAUUU
Liolophura sinensis is the source of this 2823-nucleotide messenger RNA. Its product is annotated as hormonally up-regulated neu tumor-associated kinase homolog A-like. Gene Ontology annotation, cellular component: cytoplasm. The transcript has 10 exons. The coding region runs from base 10 to 1995 and encodes 661 amino acids. NCBI's taxonomy places the organism in Eukaryota, Metazoa, Mollusca, Polyplacophora, Chitonida, Chitonidae. The record is from RefSeq and is a predicted model, not a curated record. Gene Ontology annotation, molecular function: protein serine/threonine kinase activity; ATP binding. Gene Ontology annotation, biological process: intracellular signal transduction; protein phosphorylation.